CCCUUUCAACAGAUGAAUCAACAAGAAAAACCAUCCGGAAGAAAUCUAUCUAAUUUCAUGGAGUUUGUUCUGUUGGAUUUUGCUGAUGUGCCCCAUCUCCAGUGGUUUCUUUUCGGAUUAUUUUUAAUCAUUUAUAUUAUUAUCGUGAUGAGCAAUGGCACUAUAUUUCUGGUAACCAGAUUAGAUUCUGCUCUCCAGAGUCCCAUGUAUUUUUUCCUGUCAAGCUUCUCCUUCUUGGAAAUCUGCUAUGUAUCAGUCACUCUCCCUAGAAUGCUGAUGAAUCUUGCGACCCAGAGAAGAAGAAUUUCUUUACUUGCCUGUGCUACACAGAUGUGUUUGGUUCUUAUACUUGGAGGUACGGAGUGUUUGCUGCUUGCAGUGAUGGCCUAUGAUCGCUAUGUAGCCAUUUGUAACCCUCUGCAAUACCCUCUAAUCAUGAACCAUGGAGUUUGUAUCCAGUUGGUGACUGCAUCUUGGACCAUUGGGAUCCCAGUUAUGAUUGGACAUACCUACCAGAUUUUCUCUCUACAUUUUUGUGGCUCUAACCAAAUAAAUCAUUUCUUCUGUGACAUUCCCCCAAUCCUCAAGCUGGCUUGUGGAAAUACUUUUAUAAAUGAGAUGUUGGUCUUCAUAGUUGCUGUGCUGUUUGUCAUGGUUCCGUUUAUAUUGAUAGUUGGCUCCUACAGUAAAAUCAUCUCUACUGUCCUAAAAUUGUCAUCAGCUACUAGCCGAACAAAAGCUUUCUCCACCUGCUCAUCUCAUCUUAUGGUUGUGAUGUUAUUCUUUGGAUCAGCCAUUAUUACAUACUUAAGACCCAAGUCUGGUCAACCGGAAGGAACAGACAAAGUGCUUUCUCUUUUCUACACAAUCCUGACACCUGUGUUUAAUCCCAUGAUAUAUAGUCUAAGAAACAAGGAUGUCAUAAUGGCACUGAGAAAAUUGUUAUGUAAUAAAUCACUCUUUUAA
This is a messenger RNA of Elephantulus edwardii (Cape elephant shrew), 966 nucleotides long. Its product is annotated as olfactory receptor 10AG1-like. Gene Ontology annotation, cellular component: membrane. Gene Ontology annotation, biological process: G protein-coupled receptor signaling pathway. The transcript has a single exon. The record is from RefSeq and is a predicted model, not a curated record. Gene Ontology annotation, molecular function: G protein-coupled receptor activity; olfactory receptor activity. Bases 13 to 966 code for a protein of 317 amino acids. Lineage: Eukaryota; Metazoa; Chordata; Mammalia; Macroscelidea; Macroscelididae.